Peronospora matthiolae is the source of this 369-nucleotide messenger RNA. Lineage: Eukaryota; Oomycota; Peronosporomycetes; Peronosporales; Peronosporaceae. The record is from the annotation of a GenBank genome assembly.
AUGUUGAGGGUGUGGAUCCCCAACCACCUGCGGAUGUAUUUUCCCCGGGAAAGCACCAAGACGGUGAACGUCUUCGUGAAUGGUGGAUCAAGUGUGGGCGCUUAUGCAAUUGAUCUGAUCACACCUCUAAAGUCAGCUUCGGAGGUAAUCAAGUUGCCAACGCUAGAAUCUAAGCGAUUCUUGCGAGAUCUGCGUUGUGACAGGAUCAAGCAGAUUUUCGUACUCGUCACAGAGGACGACUACGUCGCCAAUAUUCGGCCAGCACAAGUGUUUGCUGAGAACGGACGGGUGCUCAGUAGCUCUUCGAUGGACGAUAGUGUCCACGAUGAAAAGACUCGGAUUGAGCGAUACACGUCUCAAUCUUGGUAG